AUGUUCCUCACGCGUUCUGAAUAUGACCGUGGAGUCAACACCUUCUCUCCAGAAGGACGUCUGUUCCAAGUCGAAUAUGCCAUGGAAGCCAUAAAGCUUGGCUCAACAACCGUGGGCAUCCGAACCCCACACGGCGUCGUUCUGGCCGUAGAAAAACGCGUGCAUUCACCGCUGCUCGAGUCGAGCUCAAUCGAGAAGAUUAUGGAAAUCGACGAGCACCUUGGCUGUGCGAUGUCUGGUCUUACUGCCGACGCCAGGACCAUCAUUGACCACGCCCGCGUUACUGCCCAAAACCAUUCAUUCACAUACGACGAGAAGAUCAAGGUUGAGAGUGUCGCCCAGGCGGUAUGCGACCUUGCUCUUCGCUUCGGUGAGAGUGUCCACGACGAGGAGGCCAUGAUGAGUCGCCCUUUCGGUGUUGCACUCUUGAUUGCAGGCAUUGACGAGGUUGGGCCGCAAUUAUAUCACACCGACCCGUCUGGUACGAGCACACGGUAUGAUGCGAAAGCGAUUGGGUCUGGAUCGGAGGCGGCGCAGAGUGAGUUGCAGGACAAAUGGCACAAGUCGAUGACCCUCCAAGAGGCCCACAUACUAACACUCCGCGUUCUGAAGCAAGUGAUGGAGGAAAAGCUAGACCAACACAACGUUCAGGUCGCGCAGGUUACGAAGGAGAAGGGCUUCGAGAUCUUAGACGAGACGAGUCUGAAAGACGUAAUCGAGCUGAUGUGA
Mycena indigotica is the source of this 729-nucleotide messenger RNA. RefSeq names its product Proteasome subunit alpha type. The coding region runs from base 1 to 729 and encodes 242 amino acids. Gene Ontology annotation, cellular component: proteasome core complex, alpha-subunit complex; nucleus; proteasome core complex. Gene Ontology annotation, biological process: proteasome-mediated ubiquitin-dependent protein catabolic process. The transcript is spliced from 7 exons. Lineage: Eukaryota; Fungi; Basidiomycota; Agaricomycetes; Agaricales; Mycenaceae. The record is from RefSeq and is a predicted model, not a curated record.